Messenger RNA from Soboliphyme baturini, 1536 nucleotides. Lineage: Eukaryota; Metazoa; Nematoda; Enoplea; Dioctophymatida; Soboliphymatidae. The record is from the annotation of a GenBank genome assembly.
AUGGCUGAACCGCUGCUCGUCCCAAUUCCAUCCAGUAUGUUGAGACAGCUGACCGAUAAGAUGUAUGAGAAACGUAAGGCCGCAGCGCUUGAACUCGAAAAACUAGUGCGCGAGAGCGUUCGCAUGAAUCAGAUGGACGCGGUAGAGAAAAUGAUCAGCAUGAUGAGUGAACUGGUCAACUCGCCGACGCCUCAUGUUCGUAAGGGCGGUCUUCUCGGAUUGGCGGCAAUUGCGAUUGCUCUCGGCAAUCCCUUAAACCCAAUAUACGCCUGCAACCUCAUCAUGCCGGUGCUGUCAUGUGUGCUAGACGCGGAGGGCAGAGUCCGAUAUUACGCAUGCGAAUCACUGUACAACAUCAUGAAGGUGACACGAGAGAUGGCUUUACUCAAGUUUGAUGAUCUCUUCGAUGCGCUGUGCAAAGUGAGCCGCCAUUCCGGCAAAUUCGAAGUUGGAAAGUUUAUGGCGCUUCUGCGAGAAAGAAUUUACACCCAAAACGAGUUCGUCAAGUGCUUCCUGAUCAUGUGGUUUUUGCAGGUACAAACGUUGCAGAACAAUCCGGACAUGAAGUUGGUAUCGUAUGUGUCAGAUAUUUUGGACGGGAUUUUCCACAUACUUGCUGACCCUUCGAAACUUACGCGUACCGUGUGCCUGUCAGUGCUCGACGGAUUUUUGCAAACUAUACUCGAUCAGCCGAUCGAAGCCGACGUUGAGUGUAUGGUCAAUGUACUGGUGGUCAACGCCCAGUCGAAAGGUGAGCUAAAAGUAGCUCUCAAUCUACCACUUAUUAUCGCUGUUUUGCAGAGUAAUCUUAGCAGCGUUGCCGUGCCGACGAAAAUCGCUGCUUUGCAUUGGAUUCGUUGUCUUUACACACAAAUGCCUACGCAGGUUUCUAUGCACAUGUCAGAUCUUUUUCCGUCUCUCCUGCAGUCGUUAUCUGACCCGUCGGACGAGGUGAGUGUCGGCAUACAUUCUGUCAACACGAAAUGUAGCAUCACGUUGGCCAGUCUUGGGCUUUCGAAUUUGACACAAGCUAGUUUAACUGAUAUUUCUCCGUACUUUGUCAAAUUUAUCAUUAGUUUGUUGGAAGAGUUCAGACGGGACGACGAGUUGCUGCUCAACCGCGGUGCUUUUAUAGUACGACAGCUGUGCAUCUGGCUAAAACCAGAGGACACGUUUCGUACUUUCGCUGUUUUGCUUAAUGCAGAAGAUGACGUGAUCUUCGUCGCACAGCUCGUACGCAUUCUCAGCUCGACUCUUCUAACUGCUCCUGAGCUGUUUUCACUGCGCCAGCGACUACAGAACAACAAAGAUAAGGAAUCACUGAAACUGUUCGGCUGUCUUUAUACGUGUUGGUCUUAUGAGCCAGUUUCGCUGCUUGCCCUUUGUCUGCUGACCCAAAAUUAUGCGCAUGCGGCUGAUCUCGUCGAGCGUUUGUACGUGUAUUUUACCAGUGGCUUUAAAAAUGAAAAAUAUGACAGUAGUAUUCAUUGGUGUACCUGCAGAUCUCUACUGUUUUUACUAGGUAUCACUUUGUAG